AUGCUGAUUUGUAUAGCUCUUUUAAGAAUUUCGGCUGUAAAUGAUAUGUGUAUAAUACACAUGGAUUCCCAUUAUUGGGAGCCUAUAAAAACAGAAUCUAGCAUUUACGGUCAUGUAGCCAGACUAAAUUUCGUGUGUUGGCUCAGUAUUUUCGGAAACUUUGAAUCUGUUCCUUCAGGAACAUACAAAAUUCAAUGGAGAAUACGCGUCACUAAAUCUAUUAUAAAUCAUGGCAUGUUUAAAUUCAGAGUUUCUUUAAAGUCGUUUCCUGAAGAAUCUCCCGUAACUGAUGAGACACGUUUGAUGCCUAGAAAGUUUUACACCGAUCCUUCGAUAGUUCGUCGUGGUUGGCUAGUCCUUACCAUACCAGGAACAAUUGGUAUAGACAAGAAGCUCGGGUUUUCAAAGGUUUACAUUGUACACAAUGAUAUAAGCUCAUCAUGGAAAAGUGGCCUGGAAAUUGAUUGGGCUCGGCUUGUUCCCGUAUCUCAUGCAAAAGAUUAUGAUGACGCCAAGCUGUACGUCAAAAUGAACCAGGACAACCACAUGUAUUCUGUGCACAAGGAUUCAGAUCUUGGAAAUAUCUACAAAGAAUUUUGA
This is a messenger RNA of Phycomyces blakesleeanus NRRL 1555(-), 600 nucleotides long. RefSeq lists its product as hypothetical. The coding region runs from base 1 to 600 and encodes 199 amino acids. The transcript is spliced from 4 exons. The record is from RefSeq and is a predicted model, not a curated record. Lineage: Eukaryota; Fungi; Mucoromycota; Mucoromycetes; Mucorales; Phycomycetaceae.